Debaryomyces hansenii CBS767 is the source of this 879-nucleotide messenger RNA. Its product is annotated as diacylglycerol/polyprenol kinase family protein. Gene Ontology annotation, biological process: phosphatidic acid biosynthetic process. The record is from RefSeq and is a predicted model, not a curated record. Lineage: Eukaryota; Fungi; Ascomycota; Pichiomycetes; Serinales; Debaryomycetaceae. The coding region runs from base 1 to 879 and encodes 292 amino acids. Gene Ontology annotation, cellular component: endoplasmic reticulum membrane. The transcript has a single exon. Gene Ontology annotation, molecular function: ATP-dependent diacylglycerol kinase activity.
AUGAUAACGACUAGCGUGGCACCAGUUACAACAGAUAUUCAAUUUAGACAUAAAUAUUCGAAGCAUGGGAAGACAUCCUAUAAUAUAAAGAGUACCAAUUUAGAAAUUGAUAACUCAGAAGAUAGUGAAGGGGAAGAAAUAAUCGAGUAUGCUAAUGAGGAAGGUAUAUUUAUUCAAGAACAAGCCAACGAAGAAUCGUUUAUUAGGAAACAUGAAAUACCAAGGAAAACAUUUCAUUCAUUCACCGGUAUUUUUACUCUUUGGUUGUAUGUAAAUGGAUAUAAUCAACGUCAAUUAGUUUUCCCUAUGCUUAUAAUGGCUAUUACAUGUUUCUUCCAAGAUUUUAUUAGGUUUAGAGUACCAAGCGUAAACGACAAAUUGAUAAAAUUAUAUUCUUCCAUGAUGAGAGAAAGCGAGAAAAACAGCUACAACGGAAUUCUUUUCUUCCUAAUUGGAAUAAUUAUCACUUCUUCGUUAUUGCCGAAGGAUAUAUGUUUAAUGUGCAAUUUAUUAUUAAGUUGGGGUGAUACCUCUGCAUCUCUUUUUGGUAGAGAGUUUGGAAAAUAUACUCCAAAAUUGAGCACCAACAAAUCAUUAGCAGGAAGCUUGGCAAGUUUUGCUACAGGGGUAGGUUGUUGCUAUUUAAUGUAUAUGUUUAUGAUUCCCAAAUAUCAUCAUUUGGUUGAUUUACCAAAUGAUAUUAUGUGGAGCCCUGAAACAUCAUCAUUAAAUAUUCAUUGUUUCGCAAUAGCGUGUGGAUUUAUUUCUAGCAUCUCAGAGUUUAUCGACUUAUGGGGUAUGGAUGAUAAUUUUACAAUCCCUGUAUUGAGUGGCAGCUUCUUAUACAGUUUAGUUCACAUUUUCAAGAAUUAUCCUUGA